UUCCUUGGUUUAGAUAUUUCUUCCUGUAGCGUUGAUGUCACUUUGUAUUCAUUGCACUCCCCGGAAACUGUGACAUAACAAUCGUGACAACGCUUCCGGUUGAAUCGACUUCCUGUCUUCUUUGAGCACAAAGUUUAAGCCCUUUUUCUUCAGUUCUAGCUGACGCUCUUUGCAUAAUGGGUGAAUUUUAUUUUACCACUUUUGAAAAACCUUCGGUGCUUUUUGCAGUGAAUCUGGAAUAUUUUUGAGCUCAAUAAUGAAGAUCAGUUUAGAACUAACAGGAAGUGACCCUGCAGUUUUUCCGGUUAACAAAACAAUCGUCACAAAUGACUUUUCUUAGACUUCCUGUCAUUCGCGUUACUAACGCUAAUAUUCUUUGCUGGUGGUAUUCGUGGAAAGGUGUCUUACUAGGUAGACAACAGAACAAUUCUGCAUCUUUUCAUUGUGAACUUACAGGAGUUGUCUGCAGGUUGAGUAGACAGCUGUUGCUCGUGGCAGGGAAACGUUCUAAGGGGACCGCAUGACAUUUCUCAGUAUUAAGAAAAACACAAACUACGAUCUGGAUGCAUUCAGGGACAUCAAACCAUUCCAAAUACCUAAGUCCAAAGAUUGUGAAAGGUACAGUGACCUACCGACUAACGGCUUCCUAAACUGGGCAGCAUGCCCACAGCCACCUCGUUAUGCCGAGAUGCCCCCUCCUCUCCAGCGCAUACAGACAAACAAUGCGGAAGAGGUUGUCUUUUUCAACGUGCAGAAGUGUUACGAAAAGGUCCAGUGCCGAAAGAACAAGAAAUCGAAACAGCGUGUCCAAGGGGCCACAAUCAAUUUACGAGUCACGACCGAUACACCCAUCUCUAAAGUAGAAGUGUACGUAGAGAGGCUACCAAAGGCUGCUGUUCUCUGCGGAGACAGCAAUGGUAGAGUCCCACUCAAACUUAAGAUGGAGAAUCUCAUGUAUUCUGAUAACUACCAGAGACAGGAUCAAUACUUCUCUGUUGACUUGGACUCUGUGUAUCAUAAUCCAAUCACCGGCUCUCCAGUAUACAAGCUGUCCACAGUGGACUCGGAAAGACGCAACCGCUUUUGGCUGUUAGCUUACAUUGUUUACGCCAAUGGACGUAAGAGUCAACCAUUUUACAGCGAACCUUUUUUGCUUAAAAGUAAGAGAAGCUGUAAGGCCUCUCCUUAUUAACACAUUCUUAAUUCUGACCUCCAUGAAAAACUGAUACAAGAAGGGUGGAACUCAGAAAGUUCAAUUCAAAGUUCUAAUCUUUUUCUUCUUUGUACAUUCUUUUCCUUCUUGGUUCAUAGUUGCCUCUUGCUUUGUACUUGCCUCUUUCUUACUGAGUUGAUAUUUUCCAGCCUACUUUACGUUCAAAGAUAGUCAAAUAAUCAUAGUGCCAUAGCUCCCUUAAAGAAAACUUUAUAUUAAUAAAAAGAUGGUGUAUCAAUUUGUUUAAAAUGGUCUUGAAAAGAUCAUGGAUUUACUUUAACCGUGACGCAAAUUAUACAUGAAGAACGAUACACCUAUUUGUUUUUCGGUUCAUCACUUACUAGUGCGAUUUUUGAAAUGUUAGUUGCCUGAGUAAUUGUGUAAAAAGAUGUAAAUAUAUCGAAACAAUUUCUUUCCAUGAAGCUCUCUCCAACAAAAGCUACAAAACUCAAACAGUGAAAUGUUUGAAUCCACGAGACCUUAAGCUUGAGUAGAAUUGUGAUUGUACAAGUUCUGAUUUGCGUCAAGAAAGCAAAAAACGCUAUAAAUUUUAAGCUUGGUUGACCGUAAGCGUGGGACAAAGAAAUAAUAUUUUCUACGUCUAAUUUUCAAGGGAAAAAAAGCUACAGAACCGUUUGCGGCACCAACAUGCGUCUAGAUUGAAUAUUUCUUUGAUUCCUGUGAGAAUACCAUACGUGUAAAUAUUACUGCCAUCUGUGCUACUAAAGUACUGAGUUGUCGUAACCUUCUUGGUUACCUUUUAUUACAUUGACGAUGGUGUUUUCUGAAACAAGACUGAAAGAUUAACACACUAGAAGUGUCAUUCACCGUCAUUAAAAGAUGUUUUAAUGAUACGAGAAAAGAUAAGUUGAAUUGUAUCAAUUUAAAAGGUUUAACUAGUGAUAUUUCAUAAAUAAAGUAGUAACAGAGAAACAUUUGAAUAAAUAAAACAACAACAGUAACAAUUUAA
This is a messenger RNA of Pocillopora damicornis (cauliflower coral), 2183 nucleotides long. RefSeq lists its product as uncharacterized. NCBI's taxonomy places the organism in Eukaryota, Metazoa, Cnidaria, Anthozoa, Scleractinia, Pocilloporidae. The record is from RefSeq and is a predicted model, not a curated record.